AUGUCGUUGAGCGAUCAAUUAGCACAAGUAGCUGCUAACAAUGCUACGGUUGCCUUCGAUCGCAAAAAGAGACAGAAACUACACUCGGCGUCGCUAAUUUAUAAUCCAAAAACUGCGGCUACUCAAGACUUUGAUUUCAUUCACGAAAAUGCCAUGAACUCAUUAGAAGAGCUCAUGGCUUUAGACACAAGAUUUUCGGUUUUCCAAAAGUCUUUAUUCGGAACUUCUUCGGUUGUUAUCGAUAGAAAUACCCAGACAAAGGAACAAGUGCAGGACCUGGACAACGCGGUGAACUUGUAUCUUAUGCUAAUUUCAUCUAAGUGGCACUUGGCUCCAACUCUGCAUGCGACAGAAUGGUUAGUGCGUCGUUUUCAGAUUCACGUUCACAAUGCCGAAUGCCUGCUGCUAUCCACGCUUGAUUACUACCAGAGUCCUGUGUUCAAGCGUAUUCUCAAUAUCGUGCGCCUGCCACCGUUGUUCCAUCCUCUCAGUAAUUUCGUCAGAAGCGAAAACUCUCCUUCAAGUGUCACAAUCAUAAAGCUUUUCAACGAUGCGGAUUUUUUGAAACUUUACACGCAAUACUUGAGCAAGGUCAUCAAACAACAAGUGACCUACACAAACCAACUCCUCUUCACCAGUUGUGCAUUCAUCAACCUGAUUGCCUAUAAAUCUAAUGAUAUAGAAGGAUUGGGGAAUUUGUUACCUACACUUUUAGAGAUUGCUGCCAAGCUGCUGGGCUCUGAUUCUGCCGAUUGCCAAAUAGCCGCUCAUACGAUUCUCGUUGUCUUCGGCAGUGCGCUGCCCUUAAAGAAGGAGAUCAUCCUGGCUGCUGCGGAGACCAUAUUGGCCAACCUAAAGGAUGAUAAGGCAAAAAGGUCGGCUUUCAUUUCGAUCGCUAAGCUGUUUCAAACGAUGAUGUCCAACGGAAACGUAGAUCAAAUGCCACUGUCCCUCUAUAAGCUUUUCGAUUCUAAGUUUAACUUGGAUUGUCUGGUGGAAUAUUUACGCGCCGGUGACAAAAUUUUAGCAGAUAAGUUUUUGACUGCGUACAUUCGCUCUGUUUUAAGAUACGAUCACCAAAAACUUACCGCGUUAGUGAAGUUGCUAAAGAGCAUUUCUUUGGAGGCAUUUGAAAUGAGGCAUAUAAUUGCUGAUCUAAUACACCUCUCAGAGGUGUAUGAAGAGAAGGCAGCACUCGUGGAGAUUUUCGAAUAUUUUAUAUCUAUUGACGAGGACCGUGUGGUUCAGUCGUUAAGCUCUUUGAAUUUGACUCCAGAACUGUUUGAGUUAAGGUUAGCCACGUCGCUUUUUUCAACACAAGAAGAUACUGAUACAACCUUCAACAACAUAGGCGCGUCUAAAAUAAUGGGAGCAAACUCAACCAUCGAGCCUUUCAAAGACUUCCUCAAUAAGAAUUCACAAUACAUCACCACAAAGGCCACAUCGAUUAUGGUAGAAGAGGAUGAGAGGUUUGCAAAGCUAUUAUCGCUAUUUGUUGAAGCAGUUGCUAAGAAAUUCAAGGCCGGAUUGUUUCUGUCUUCUUUCUUUACUACGGUAGAGGGGAGAUUGACGUUUCUACUUAGAGUCAUAAUAUCUCCCGCAACACCAGCCACACUUCGCAUGGAAUCCUUGGCGAAUUUCUCAAAGGCUAUCAACCAGAUAGGCCAAGACUCUAACCUAUUUAGCCUGGUUCCUAUCUUAAUUGCAGGAUUAAACGAUUCUUCUAAGAAUGUCAAAAUUGCAAUCAGGAAGGUCUUAGUGCAAAUUUCAAAGAGGCCCUUUACAAAACAUUAUUUCCUUGUCAAUAAGCUUUACGGAGAUGUUGAAAUACCUAUGGUGAAUCCAAAGGAUGCAGAAGCUUGGCUCAAGAAAUUUUUGGAUGCUUUUGUGGUUGAAAAUCAUGACAUUGCCAACUUGAUGUUCCCAAAGAAAAUGGAAAAGGUCUUCAUGGUGUUUUGGGUUAACCAAGCCAUACAUAUGCCACUGCCACAAGCCAAAGCUACUUUUAUUCGAUAUGUCACCGCACACAAACUUUACACCUCCUCCUACUCCGCUUUAUUCGAGGGCUUCCUAAAGAACUACCUCGAAGAACGCGGUAUUUGGGAAAUGAGAUGCAACGUCAACAAAUACAGCUUUGAAAAAUUUGAAACUUCUGUUGUUUCCAUGAUCGCUGCAAGAGAAAAAAAUGCGGCUGUCUUGGAAUUCGCUGAAAUUGCUUUGAAUUGUGAACAUGAGCAACUGGCUUCAUUAGUUUCUCAUCGCCUCCAGGGUAUAUUUUCGAAUCUGAAGAUCACACAGCAGCAACAAAUUGCGAAAAAAGUUGUCGAUUGUACUGCAGAACGAGAUCUUUUUUAUGAUUCUAUUGGCUUUCUCCAGUCUCUGAAAUUGUCCGCCGACGUUUUUGUCUCGCUUCUCUCUCACUAUUGUUUGAAUACUGAAGGGGAGGAGGGCGAUUUCACCAAGAAAAGAAGGAGAAGGUCAUCCACAACUAAUAAAGCCGUACUGCAAAGAGAAGAUGUUUCACAAAUUGCAGAAAUGCAUUUAAGAAAAAUUACCAUCACCUUAGAAGCGUUAGAUCAUAUCAGACCGGAAGGUUCUGAGCCAUUGCUUUCUGCCUUAUUCAAUGUUCUCUCUGAUCUAGAAACUUUAGAUCAAGAUGGUGGACUCCCUGUUCUUUAUGCUCAAGAAACCCUCUCUUCUUGCAUGAUUUUGACCAUAAACUCCAUGCCCAGCGACUCUAAGGCCAAUCUAGGUUCCUUAAGAGCCGACAUUUUGGUUUCGGCUAUAAGCGCCUCCCAAUCUCCCCAAGUACAGAAUAAACUUCUGUUGGUAAUUGGUGAAUUGGCUAAAUUGAGCCCCGAGACUGUCUUACAAUCUGUGAUGCCUGUUUUCAUUUUCAUGGGCGCUCAAACGAUUCGUCAGGAUGAUGAGUACUCUAGCUAUGUCGUAGAAAAAACGAUACAACGUGUUGUACCAGCUCUGGUGAACUCAAAGCAGUCUGAAAGUAGAGAAGAAAUCGACUUCUUGUUGAUGAGUUUCGGAACUGCUUUUGUUCAUGUUCCGAGACAUAGACGGGUAAAGCUUUUUACCACGCUUGUCCAGACUCUGGGCCCUGCAACUGCCCUCGGCCCCUUUAUGUUUUUGAUCGCUCAGCAAUAUUCUACGUUGGUGAACAGGUUUAAGGUGGCCGAGAGCAAGGGAGUGCUUGAGUUCAUGAGAGUUUUUCUCAGCAAGUUCAACGUGCUAGAACAGUUGAAAGGGAUCCAAAGUUAUUUUUCAUUGAUCGACACUUUGGCUGAAGGUUACUCGGAAGAGGUUUUAGCUCAGCUCUCAGCACGGACUUUAUUCUCUAAUGGCGUAUUAAACUUUUCAGCAUCCGAAACUUUGGCUCUAAAAAACAACGGAUUGUCAUUACUCAACAAAGUUAUACACGAUGAGACUGAUUACCAGACCUCUGGGAGCCUGAAAGUUAGAGUCGUGGGCGCCCUAUGGGACAGCGCUAACGACAAGCAACUUCGCGAUGAGGUAAAAGCUAGGUUUGGUGAUGUUUUGAAGUGUACUCUACACUCGUUGGAUGUCGUGGAUUCUGCCCUCAAGGUUGCUUUUAAAAGUGAUGGGUCAUUUUCAAAUGGUGAACUUGAGGAGGAGCGUUCUUCCAUCCGCAAAAACCUAUACCAACUACUGGGCCAUGUGCUGGACCUGUUACCUAUUAAAGAAUUUACUUCGGCCACGCUCCCCCUCAUUUCGGCAGAUGACGGCAACGAGGCAACAAAGCGCCAUUUGAUCUUGGUACUGUCCUCAAAAUUCGAGGUCGAGCCAACCGAAUCUGCUCCUUAUGCCAGCAAUGUCAUCAAUGCACUUUUGUCACUAGCUGAGCCAGAAAUCAAGCGCGAUGACAUCGUCCAAGUCUCUUUGAAUACCGUGAGCACUUUGAUCUCCAAGUUUGGCGAGAAGCUGGACUCUGGCCUCAUCACAAAAUCUAUGAAUGCUGCUUGUAGAUUACUUCUAUCUCAAAAGAUGGAAAUCGAAAUUUCAUCGUUAGCAGUCCUCACAAGUGCUGUGCAGGUGCUAGGCGUUAAAUCAAUUGCUUUCUAUCCGAAGAUCAUGGCACCUUCAUUGCAAAUUUUUAAGGCGUUAGAAAACAGUGAAGCAGAGGUAAAGGCGCAAUUGCAACUAUCAAUUGUUUUGGUUUUUGCAGCCAUGAUAAAGCGUAUACCGGCAUUUUUGUUAUCAAAUCUAGUCGAUGUCUUCAGAGUCAUUUUGUUUGCAGAUGAGGUUCAAGAUUCUAUUCGCCUUUCUGUGAUAUCGUUAGUGGCCCAACACAUUGACUUGAGAGAAAUAAUGAGAGCACUCCACAAGGUUUGGGUUUCUGAUGUUAGUGCUACUAGCGAUUCUGUGGCCAUAUCCCUAUUUUUGAGUGCACUAGAGUCCACGGUCGAGGCUAUCGACAAGAAAGUGGCCACUGCCGAAUCUCCUGUGUUUUUCCGCCUUCUGCUGUCUUUGUUUGAAUAUAGGGCUACUAGCGAAUUUGACCAUAAUACGAUCAGUCGCAUAGAGGCGUCCGUUCAUGGUGUCGCCAAUGCGUACGUUCUGAAAUUGAACGACAAAGUGUUCAGACCUCUGUUCGCACUUGUGGUUAGAUGGGCAUUUGACGGUGAGGGUGUUAUCAACAAUGCGAUGACGAAAGUUGAAAGACUUACUGCCUUCUUCAAGUUUUUCAACCGACUACAGGACAACCUGAAGGCUAUCCUCACCACUUAUUUCACUUAUCUUCUAGACCCUUCCAUUGAGCUGCUGAAGGCUUUCAGCCAGGGUGAAAUUGCCCACCCUAACCUGCGCCGCUUGGUACUCCAUUCCUUAACUUCAUGUUUUAAGUACGACAGGGAGGAGUAUUGGAAAUCCACCUCUCGUUUUGAGCUGGCGUCUGAGGCGCUCAUUGCCCAGUUGAAAACCAUCGAAGAUCCUGUUGGACGUUACUUGGUCAAGGCCAUCAGUUCUUUGGCGAUGAAUAAUGCUGGCGCUGAUGACCAUAAUAAGGCUAUGAACACAUUGCUGAUAUCGCAUAUGAAACCAAGUUGCUCUAGUUCGGAGAAACUAUGGGCCGUUAGAACAGUCAAGGCCAUAUACUCCAAGGUGGGUGAGGGUUGGCUCACUCUUUUACCGCAGUUGGUGCCCAUUAUUGCCGAGCUACUCGAGGACGACGAUGAUGACGUCGAAUACGAAGUACGGACGGGUUUGGUGAAGGUUGUUGAAAACGUUCUUGGUGAACCAUUUGACAGAUAUUUAGAUUGA
Molecule: messenger RNA, 5292 nt
Organism: Lachancea dasiensis
Lineage: Eukaryota; Fungi; Ascomycota; Saccharomycetes; Saccharomycetales; Saccharomycetaceae
Source: the annotation of a GenBank genome assembly